CAACCUGCUUCUUCUUCUCUAAUGGAUAACCAAGAAGAAGAGCCUAAGCAACCUCCAAACAAACUUCCCGAUCUAACUCUCUUCGAGCAAGCAAAUUCUGAAAUUGCUCUCGCAGCCUCCCAAGCUAUUUCCCAUUUUGCCCCUUCUAAUCAUGACUCGGCCUCUUCAAGGCUUUCAAUGAUAGAAAGUGAUGAAGAAUCUGAAGAUGAAGAUGAAGAAGAAGAAAGCAAUGAGAACUACUACGAGUAUUUAGAUAGCAAUGGAUUUGGAGUAGAUGAUGACGAAAUCAAUGAGUUUCUUGAAGAUCAAGAAAGCAACUCCAACCUUGAAGAGGAUGAUUUCUUGGAGGAAGAAGAUGAGGUUGACCCCGACCAGUUGUCUUACGAGGAACUGAUUGCACUUGGAGAUUUCAUCGGAGUCGAAAAACGUGGGAUGACUCCAACCGAAAUCUCCACGUGUUUGAAAGCAUCUACCUACAUAUUUUCUCAUAACAAAAACGAGAUUGAUCGUUGUGUCGUUUGCCAAAUGGAGUUUGAAGAAAGAGAAUCUUUGGUCGUUCUACGACCUUGUGACCAUCCAUAUCACUCUGAAUGUAUAACCAAAUGGCUUGAGACGAAGAAGAUUUGUCCUAUUUGUUGUUCCGAACCAUCUGUGAGCUGAAAUCUCAACAAUAUUAAUUUAAUUA
Messenger RNA from Arabidopsis arenosa, 685 nucleotides. The record is from the annotation of a GenBank genome assembly. Lineage: Eukaryota; Viridiplantae; Streptophyta; Magnoliopsida; Brassicales; Brassicaceae.